This is a messenger RNA of Chrysochloris asiatica (Cape golden mole), 702 nucleotides long. It is a transcript of the gene TMED1, whose product is annotated as transmembrane emp24 protein transport domain containing 1. Gene Ontology annotation, cellular component: Golgi apparatus; endoplasmic reticulum; COPII-coated ER to Golgi transport vesicle. The transcript is spliced from 4 exons. NCBI's taxonomy places the organism in Eukaryota, Metazoa, Chordata, Mammalia, Afrosoricida, Chrysochloridae. Gene Ontology annotation, biological process: Golgi organization; endoplasmic reticulum to Golgi vesicle-mediated transport; intracellular protein transport. The record is from RefSeq and is a predicted model, not a curated record. The coding region runs from base 1 to 702 and encodes 233 amino acids.
AUGAUGGCGGCCGGCGCGGCCCUAACCCUGGCCCUGUGGCUACUACUACCGCCAGUAGGGGUUGGAUGGGCAGGGCCCCCGGCGAUUCAGGACGGUGAGUUCACGUUCCUGUUGCCUGCAGGGAGGAAGCAAUGUUUCUACCAGUCCGCGCCGGCUAACGCAAGCCUCGAGACCGAGUACCAGGUGAUCGGUGGUGCUGGGCUGGAUGUGGACUUCUCCCUGGAGAGCCCUCAGGGCGUGCUGCUGGUCAGCGAGUCCCGCAAGGCAGAUGGGGUACACACGGUAGAGCCCACAGAGGCUGGUGACUACAGGUUGUGCUUUGACAACUCCUUCAGCACCAUCUCUGAGAAGCUGGUGUUCUUUGAACUCAUCUUUGACAGUCUGCAGGAUGAUGAGGAGGUGGAAGGCUGGGCUGAGGCCUUGGGCUGGGCUGAGGCUGCAGAGCCGGAAGAAAUGCUGGAUGUCAAGAUGGAAGAUAUCAAGGAAUCCAUCGAGUCCAUGAGGACCCGGCUAGAGCGCAGCAUCCAGAUGCUGACACUGCUGCGGGCCUUUGAGGCACGUGACCGAAAUCUACAGGAGGGGAACCUGGAGCGUGUCAACUUCUGGUCUGCCGUCAAUGUGGCCGUGCUGCUGCUGGUGGCCGUGCUGCAGGUCUGCACGCUCAAGCGCUUCUUCCAGGACAAGCGUCCUAUGCCCACGUAG